UAAUGACCAAUAGCAAUGAUUGAGAGCAUACCGUCCAGCAACUGUAUCUGGGAGCCCAAUCAAUCUGACCUGCGUCAGAUUUUACAGCUUCUUCAAGAGUCUCAAUCGCCAAAUACCGAAACACAGAGAAAAGUGCAACAGAAACUCGAGGAGCUUAACCAUUUCGCAGAUUUCAAUAACUACCUGGUCUACGUCUUGACGCAAUUGACAGCCGAAGAUGAGCCUACAAGGUCUUUAUCAGGGUUGAUUCUGAAAAACAAUGUGAAGAACCACUUCGACUCAUUUCCACCAGAAGUGAAAAAGUUCAUAAAACAGGAGUGCCUCAAAUGUGUCGGCGACCGUUCCCCCCUCAUUCGUGCCACCAUCGGCAUCCUAAUUACAACCAUAUCCUCCAAAGGAAGCAUAGUUGGCUGGCCAGAACUAGUGCCGACGUUACUGUCCCUUCUCGAUUCGGAGAAUAUCGAAACUGUUGAGGGUUCAUUUGGAGCCCUGCAGAAGAUAUGCGAGGACUCGUAUGAGGCCUUUGAGACGGAGCCUGCCGCCCAGUACCUCGCAGUCAUGAUCCCCAAGUUCAUCCUCUUCCUCAAACACCCACAGGCCAAAGUAAGGUCGCACUCUCUGGCGUGUGUGAAUCAGUUCAUAUUUGGACGCUUCUCCACUCUGGGGGAGCACAUGGAGUUAUUCAUUGAAGCUCUGUUCGCACUCUCCUCUGACAGUGACCCCGAAGUUAGGAAGAAUGUGUGCAGGGCGCUGGUGAUGUUGCUGGAAGUAAGGCUGGAACAGCUGCUGCCGCACAUGAGCCAGAUCAUUGGAUACAUUCUGGAGCGAUCUCUUGACAAGGACGAGGCAGUGGCUCUAGAGGCCUGUGAGUUCUGGCUAACCUUCGCAGAACAGGACAUAUGCAGAGACAUUCUGAGGGAGUUCUUGCCAAAACUGAUCCCGGUGCUUGUGCAGUGCAUGCGCUACUCUGAGAUAGAUGUGAUCCUUCUCAAGGGAGAUUUGGAGGAAGAUCAGCAUAUACCCGACCUGGAAAAAGACAUCAAGCCCAGAUUCCACUUUUCCAAAAUGUCCAACACAUCCGGAAAAGUGACAGCAUGUGGUGAUGGUGCGAAUGGUUCGGAUGAUGAUGAAGACAUUGGGAGUCCCAUGCUCGGAGGGGGUCUGGGUGACCAGGACGACGAAGACACUCUCUCUAAUUGGAACCUCCGCAAGUGCUCAGCCGCAGGUCUGGACGUGUUGUCUAAUGUAUUCCAUGAAGAUAUUCUGGAGACCCUUUUGCCUAUUCUGACCUCUAAACUCCAGUCUGAAGAGUGGGAGGAGAUUGAAGUGGCCAUUCUCGCGCUGGGUGCUAUAGCUGAAGGGUGCAUGAAGGGCAUGAUCCCACACCUCCCAGAUCUCAUCCCAUUUCUAAUACAGGCGUUGAAUUCUAAGAAGGCGCUGGUGAGGAGUAUAACGUGUUGGACUCUGUCUCGCUACACUCAGUGGGUGAUGCAACAACCACACGACCACUGUCUCCAGCCCUUAAUGUCUGCUCUGCUGAGGAAGAUUCUAGAUGCGAACAAACGUGUGCAGAAGGCAGCAUGCAGUGCAUUUGCGACUCUGGAGGAGGAUGCAAGAACUGAACUGGUGCCCUAUUUGCCCUUCAUUUUGGACACUCUGGUGUACGCCUUCAAAAAGUACCAGGCCAACAACCUCCUCCUCCUCUACGACGCCAUCGGAACACUCGCAGACGCCGUGGGAACACAUCUAAACAAACCCGAGUUCAUUGAACUGUUGAUGCCGCCUCUGAUCGAGAAGUGGAACGCACUGCGUGACGAUGACAAGGGUCUCUUCCCACUCCUAGAGUGUCUUUCAUCAGUUGCCACAGCACUCCAGGCCGGGUUCAUUCCCUAUGCACAGCCAGUGUUCGCAAGAUGUAAAAAUUUGGUAGAAAGAAAUCUCCAACAGGAAUCGAUGCAUCGCAUGGACCCCUCGGGGGCGGAGGAGCCGGACAAGGACUUCAUGGUGGUUGCGAUUGACCUGAUGAGUAGUGUGGUAGAGGGACUGGGAGGCGUGAAUAUAGGGGGACUGCUGGAUUCAUCCCCCACGUCCACGACAGACAUGAUGCCACUGCUGCUCCAGUGCAUGCGAGAUGUACAACCAGAGGUGCGGCAGAGUUCUUUUGCCCUUCUGGGAGACCUGACCAAGGCCUGCUUCCACAUAGUUCAACCCCACAUGGAUGAAGUGAUGCCUGUUCUGAGUGAAAAUCUAGUGCCUGAGCUGAUCUCCGUCUGCAACAACGCCACCUGGGCCAUAGGAGAGAUCGCCAUGAAGAUGGGGAGUGGAAUGGAGCCAUAUGUGCACUUAUUUCUUCAGCAGCUGAUCGAAAUUGUUAACAGAUCAAAUAUUCCCAAGACGCUUAUGGAGAACACAGCGAUCACCCUGGGCAGAGUCGGCUAUGUGUGUCCAUCUGCAGUUUCGCCUCAAUUGCACCAAUUUAUCAGACCGUGGUGCACGAGUCUUCGGAAUAUUCGGGACAACGAGGAGAAGGAUUCUGCGUUUCGAGGAAUAUGUGCGAUGAUCAGUGUAAACCCGGCCGGCAUAUUGCAGGACUUCAUCUUCUUUUGCGAUGCCAUUGCCUCCUGGGCCACGCCUAAACAGGACCUCAAACAGAUGUUCUACAUGAUUCUGAUGGGAUUUAAAGAGCAAGUGGGUGACGCGAGCUGGUCCAAAUUUGUAUCUCAAUUUCCACAGCUGCUCAAGGAGAGAUUGGAAGCACAUUAUGGUAUCAUUUCAUCGGCUCAACAGCAACAAAAUAUUCUCAAUCAACAGCAACAGAUCAGACCUCCUGCUGAAGGCAUGAAUCAAUGAUACAGUUUUUCGUCCAUCGAAAGAUUGCUUGAAAAGUCUAAUUUAAUUAAGAAUUCAUUAAUUCUGAGUGAUGGCACUAAAGAAACGUGGUAGAAAUAAGUGCGCCGAUUGAUUCUCUGCUGCUUGUAGUUAACCGUUAAUUUCUGGAUUUUGACCUCAAAAUGUCACUUGGCCAGGUGAGGUUGCUUAAAUCAGGUUCAAGCGGGGAUCAUAAUAGAAGUUAUGGACGAAGAAGGCCAAUGUUACGACCUAUGUUACGCUUAAUUGACAUUCUUUAUCCUCAUUUAAAUCUCAAUGUCUUCAAAGUUAUCUCUGGAAUUAUUUCAGCGUCAAAACCUUUGCAAUCAAAAUUGUGUUCUAAAUAGCUCUGUUGUUAUUCUGCAUUUAGAUUUAUGCCUUUAAAGUCACUUCAUUAAGUUUCCCUUAAAGAUUCACAGAUUCACCUUGAAAUAUCAGUUUACUUUUUUCGAGGAAUGGAAGCCUGAAAUUGGAUGUUAAAAUAAACUUUAGCCUAUUUGGAAACUGUCGCUCGUGUGUCAAACGCCAGUAAUUUAUCGUGUUAAGUCGAAAAGUUCUUAAGGAUUAGAAUAAAGUAACCUAAAAAGCCUGUCAAAAACCUAGUUGUUGAUAUAUUGCUUCCAAACUAUUACAAGCUAUGCAUAAAAUGUAGUGCAAUGUCAUGCUGUUUUAAAAACUGAAAAAUUUCCUACACAAAUAUGCAACUUUGAUUAACAUGCAACAUAUGAAAAGCUACCUCUUAAUUACAAUGCAAUCUCAAUUUACCUUCUUGAAAUUACAAUGAAACGCUGUUUGAAAUGUUACUAUGCGAUGAUCCAUGUUCAUAUUUGCUUGGUGAUUGUAUUAGCGACCGGUGUUAAACGGAAAAGAAAUGAAUACCAGUACACAAAUCGAUCGUUUCCUGCCGAUUUGGUCGAGAGAUUGAAAGCAAAAAAACGCCGGUCGAAAAGUUUAGAGAGUGAAAAUUGGUUCGUUGCUUUGUACAAGCCUAUACGACAUGAACGCUGAAUUAUCUCAAUGUAUCAGUCGAUUUUCAUCAAAUGGGAAGAAAUCGCCUCUGAUAAUGAGAAAAUUAGCCGCCUGGGAAUGCGUGUGAGAAGUGAUCGAAUGAAGUGGCGAUAUGAAAAAGAAGGAUUUCACAUGAAGUUACACAUGAAAAACAUGAACGAAGUUCACACAGGUUCGACAUACAACAUGUAGAUGCCAUAUGUCAUGCAUUCAUGAAAUGUUUUCUCAACUCAAACUUCUCUUUUCAUUCUUUUGGUAGUUAUAUCAACAUGAAUUUGUGCUAUGUAUUAAUACAUAUACAUUGUGCUGAAUUUGCUGACAAUUUAAUUCAAUGCAAUGUUCUGA
This is a messenger RNA of Symsagittifera roscoffensis, 4221 nucleotides long. RefSeq names its product transportin-2-like. Gene Ontology annotation, cellular component: nucleus; cytoplasm. The coding region runs from base 16 to 2850 and encodes 944 amino acids. Gene Ontology annotation, biological process: protein import into nucleus. Gene Ontology annotation, molecular function: small GTPase binding; nuclear import signal receptor activity. NCBI's taxonomy places the organism in Eukaryota, Metazoa, Xenacoelomorpha, Acoela, Convolutidae. The transcript has 18 exons. The record is from RefSeq and is a predicted model, not a curated record.